Messenger RNA from Lithohypha guttulata, 2817 nucleotides. It is a transcript of the gene AFG3, whose product is annotated as AAA ATPase afg3. NCBI's taxonomy places the organism in Eukaryota, Fungi, Ascomycota, Eurotiomycetes, Chaetothyriales, Trichomeriaceae. Gene Ontology annotation, biological process: mitochondrial protein processing. Gene Ontology annotation, cellular component: m-AAA complex; membrane. The coding region runs from base 1 to 2817 and encodes 938 amino acids. The transcript has 2 exons. The record is from RefSeq and is a predicted model, not a curated record. Gene Ontology annotation, molecular function: zinc ion binding; ATP hydrolysis activity; ATP-dependent peptidase activity.
AUGGCCGCCAGCUUCCUUCGCCCAAACAUAAUACGACAAUCGAGGACGGCAUAUCAAUGCGCGAUAUGCACUUCGAGAAGAGCAAGUCUGCUUGCCACAGCUCGUCCUCAUCCACAGCGAUACACAUCAAAGCUGCUACGGCCACCGAUAUCCAGGACGUAUGCCACUGUCAAUCCUGGCGACCCCAAACCUCCCAACAAGAACGAUAAAGAAGUCGAGAAGGACAAGAAGCAGGACAACGAUGAUAAAGAGCUAGGCGACACACCCACUCAGGCAAUAGAAAACACCAAGUCCGACUCUCCCACUGACGCUGAAGCAGCUGGCAAAGACUCACAGAAGGAUGGCGAGCCCCAGCAGGAUCCUAAGCAACCUGGCUUCGUCCCUCUCAGCGAGCAAGAGGUGAAAGCUAUACAAGAUGUUGCGCAGAUGGUCAAGAACGGCUUGCCCAAGUCGCAGUCUGAAGCUGUUGACGAGGCUGUCAAAGUCAUGUCAAAGGGUGGUAUACCGCAAGAGCUACGCGACAUUCUCGAGGAAAAAAAGAAGAAUCCUAACAAAAAGAUUGAUUUGGGCACAACCGUAAAGCUCGUAGGCGUUUUUACCAAGAUGAGCAGAAUGACGGCACAACAGAUUCGGGAUGAGUAUGGAGAUGGAAAAGUGCAGAGCAAGAAGAGUGAGGGAGAGAAAGACUCCGAGGGUAUGUUCGACCAGAGUAACAAGCAGCAACAGAGCGACAAGGAGGGCGAAGACCCGAGAGGAGAGAGAGCCAAGUCUCGCAGCAAGCAAAAUGCUGGACCUGGUGGACCACGUACCUUUGAGCUCAAGCUCGACACUGGUACGGUUCUGAUCUCAGCUUUCCUGUCCUACUACUUCUAUCGAUCUUUAUUUCCGGGUGAGGCCUCCAGAGACAUCACAUGGCAAGAGUUCAGGACCACAUUCUUUGAUAAGGGUCUUGUGGACAAGUUGACCGUGGUCAACAAAAACAGAGUUCGAGUUGAGGUACACAAAGAGGCAGUAGCCAACAUGUAUCCUGAGUCUCCUGCUGCACGGCAGAACUUCUACUACUAUUUCAGCAUCGGUAGUGUGGAGAGCUUUGAAAGGAAGCUAGACGAAGCACACGAUGAGCUUGGUAUUCCACAGAACGAGCGAGUACCUGUCGCAUAUACCGAUGAGGUCGGUCUUUCUGCUGCCAUUUACUCGUUCGGACCCACCUUGCUGUUUAUCGGUGUUUUGUUCUGGAUGAGCAGGCGAGCCGGUGGUGCAGGUGCUGGUGGUCAGAGUGGAAUCUUUGGUAUCGGCAAAAGCAGAGCCAAGAAGUUCAACCACGAGACGGACAUCAAAGUCAAGUUCAACGAUGUUGCUGGUAUGGACGAGGCCAAGGUGGAGAUUAUGGAAUUCGUCAGCUUCCUCAAGGAUCCUACUAAGUAUCAGCAGCUUGGUGCAAAGAUCCCACGUGGUGCCAUCCUGUCCGGUCCUCCAGGCACUGCUAAAGCUACGGCAGGUGAGUCUGGUGUACCAUUCUUCUCCGUUUCUGGAUCCGAGUUCGUGGAGAUGUUUGUCGGUGUUGGUGCCUCUCGUGUCCGAGAUCUGUUCGCCAAUGCGCGAAAGUCCACACCUUGUAUCAUCUUCAUCGACGAGAUCGAUGCCAUUGGUAAGAGCCGAGGAAAGAACCAAUUUGGUGGUGGCAACGACGAACGAGAGGCCACACUCAACCAGAUCUUGACAGAGAUGGACGGUUUUAACACUUCGGAACAAGUUGUUGUAUUGGCUGGUACCAACAGACCUGAUGUGCUCGACAAGGCAUUAAUGCGACCUGGUAGAUUUGACAGACACAUCUCGAUCGAUCGACCUACUAUGGACGGCCGAAAGCAAAUCUUCAUGGUGCAUCUUAAGAAGAUCGUUACCAACGAGGACCUCCCACAUCUGACUGGACGACUUUCGGCACUCACUCCUGGCUUCUCUGGCGCAGAUAUUGCCAACUGUGUCAACGAGGCUGCACUUAUCGCUGCUCGAGCUGAUGCCAAGUCUGUUGAGAUGACUCACUUCGAACAAGCCAUUGAGCGAGUCAUUGGUGGUCUCGAGAAGAAGUCCGUUGUUCUCAACCCUGAGGAAAAGAAGACUGUUGCCUACCACGAAGCUGGUCACGCCAUUUGUGGCUGGUUCUUCAAGUAUGCUGACCCUCUGCUCAAAGUCUCCAUUAUUCCACGUGGUCAAGGUGCACUUGGAUAUGCACAAUACCUCCCAGCCGGUGGCAACGAUGUGUACCUUAUGAACGUCAAGCAGCUGAUGGACCGAAUGGCCAUGACCCUAGGUGGUCGUGUAUCUGAAGAACUCUGGUUCGACACUGUCACCUCUGGUGCCUCCGACGACUUCAACAAAGUGACUCGAAUGGCUACUGCCAUGGUGACUGAAUGGGGCAUGUCCAGCAAAAUCGGCUAUCUCAACUACAAGGACGAUGAACAACGCCUACACAAGCCCUUCUCCGAGGAAACAGCCCGCAACAUUGACAUGGAAGUCCGACGUAUUGUCGAUGAAGCAUACAAGCAGUGCAAGGAUUUACUGACAGAGAAGAAGGAUGCUGUUCACGCUGUAGCGGAAGAGCUACUGAAGAAAGAGAUGCUCGUCCGAGACGAUCUAGUCAGAUUGCUUGGGCCACGACCGUUCGACGACCCAGGUGAGUUCAGCAAGUACUUCAGUGGGCAGACAGGAGAGAUUGGAGGAAAGAGUGCGCCACCACCACCGCCACUAGAAGGAGGUGGCAUGCCAGCGCCUGUUGCGUACAAGAAGAUUGAUCAGAGCUCAUCAAGCGCUUCGUUAUGA